Megachile rotundata (alfalfa leafcutting bee) is the source of this 1168-nucleotide messenger RNA. RefSeq names its product phosphatidate cytidylyltransferase, mitochondrial. Gene Ontology annotation, biological process: CDP-diacylglycerol biosynthetic process; cardiolipin biosynthetic process. Gene Ontology annotation, molecular function: phosphatidate cytidylyltransferase activity. Gene Ontology annotation, cellular component: mitochondrion. Lineage: Eukaryota; Metazoa; Arthropoda; Insecta; Hymenoptera; Megachilidae. The record is from RefSeq and is a predicted model, not a curated record.
AAUUGAGUGUACUUGCGUAUAAUCUGGCUGCACUAUCGACAUUUUAACACAAUGGAAAAAUUGAUUGGAAUUCAACAGUUAAAAGGGAUACUUAAAUGUUUCCCAGGAAAUAUGAAAUUCUGCUUUGCAUAUGGAUCUGGUGCAUUUAAGCAAGCAAAUAAUCAAUCUAAUAAAAUGAUAGAUCUCAUUUUUGUUGUUCGUAAUAUAAAACAAUGGCACUCUGAGAAUCUACAUCUUAACCCCAAGCAUUAUGCUCAACCAUUGAGGUUUCUUGGGCCUAGAGCAAUUGCAAAUGUACAAGAAAAAUGGGGUGCUAAGGUAUAUUAUAAUACAUUGGUUAAAAUAACAGAAGAAUGUAUUAUCAAAUAUGGAGUAGUCUCUGAAAUUUCAUUAAUAGAAGAUUUGUUAGAUUGGAAUGAUUUGUAUUUGGCAGGAAGAUUACACAAACCAGUUAAAGUCUUGAUAGAACCAAAUGAAAAUUCUCAAAUACCAACAGCUCUAGUACAAAACUUACAUUCUGCAGUUCACGCAGCACUGUUAUUACUUCCACAAUACUUUACAGAAGUUCAGUUUUAUAAAACUAUAGCUGGUCUAUCUUACAGUGGUGACUUUCGAAUGAUCUUUGGUGAAAAUAAAGAAAAAGUUAAUAAUAUUGUCCUGCCUCAGCUAUCAUAUUUUAAAGAAUUAUAUAGUCCAAUUUUACAACAUUUUGAAAAUUAUUUGGAUAUUCCAAAGUCUGAUAAUUCAAUUGUCACUUGUCAUCAGGAUACAAGUCCAACAACAAAAAUACAUCAUUUGAAUCAGUUGCCACGAAUACCACAAGUUAAACUAGUAAGAGCAUGGUCACAGGGCCCAAGAUCAAAGGAUACAGAAGAUUGUUUGCGUGCAAUUGCUCAUGAUCCUGAAUGUGGUGAAAUAUUAGAGGAAUGUUUAAAAAACAUUGUAUGGAGAUCCAGUGUUACACAAAGUUUGAAAGGGAUUGUUACUGCUGGAUUUGUAAAAUCUGUUAAAUAUAGUGCAGCAAAAAUAAUGAAGAUGUUGCAAGCAAGUCCAGAGACAAGUUCCUUACCAAAGCUAGAAUCGAAGAAUAAAGUUGAAACGAUAGUAGCAACUGUGAAAAAUCAGGCACAAUCAAAGGAAACAGAGAAACGUGUAGAGUAGUAAUUAC